GGGGAAGCUGGGCCGGUAUCCUCCAUGGCCAGGAAAGAUUGUUAAUCCACCUAAAGAUCUGAAGAAACCUCGUGGAAAAAAGUGCUUCUUUGUGAAGUUUUUUGGAACAGAAGAUCAUGCUUGGAUCAAAGUGGAGCAGCUGAAGCCUUAUCACCCUCACAAAGAGGAAAUGAUAAAGAUUAACAAGGGUAAGCGCUUCCAGCAAGCUGUGGAUGCUGUAGAGGAGUUUCUUAGAAAAACCAAAGGCAAGGACCAGGCAUCUUCCCAUAACUCCAGUGAAGAGAAGAAUCGGCGUAAUUCCAGUGAAGAAAGAGGCAAGCAAUCUGCUGGUGAAGAGAAACGCAAAGCCAGUUUGUCUGAAGGGAAGCUGAAGAAGGGCACAGGGGAAGGAAAAAAGAGGGUCUCUUCUGUAUCGUCAGAGAGAGGAUCAAAAUCACCUUUGAAAAGAGCCCAGGAUCAGAGCCCCCGAAAGCGGGGGCGCCCACCCAAGGAUGAGAAGGACCUUACGAUUCCAGAGUCAAGUACAGUGAAGAGAGUGAUGACUGGAACAGUGGCUGGAUUUAAAUGGCCUCCAAGUGUCAGUGAGCCUGUGAAGGACAGUGAUCCAUAUUUCCAUCUCAUCCUGCUGAGUCAAACGGAGAAGCCAGCUGUCUGUUACCAAGCCAUCACAAAGAAGCUAAAGGUUUGCGAAGAGGAAACAGGAUCCACCUCUAUCCAGGCAGCAGACAGCACAGCAGUCAACGGCAGUAUCACGCCUACAGACAAAAAGAUAGGAUUUCUGGGACUUGGCCUGAUGGGAAGCGGCAUUGUCUCCAACUUGCUGAAGAUGGGUCACACGGUCACCGUCUGGAACCGGACUGCUGAGAAGUGUGAUUUGUUCAUCCAGGAGGGGGCACGGCUGGGAAGAACCCCUGCUGAAGUUGUUUCCACCUGUGACAUCACCUUUGCCUGUGUAUCAGAUCCAAAAGCAGCAAAGGAUCUGGUACUUGGUCCAAGUGGAGUGUUGCAGGGGAUUCGCCCAGGGAAGUGUUACGUGGAUAUGUCCACCGUGGAUGCAGAUACAGUCACAGAGCUGGCCCAGGUGAUAGUGUCCCGAGGGGGUCGCUUUUUGGAAGCACCGGUCUCAGGAAAUCAGCAGCUAUCUAACGAUGGGAUGCUUGUGAUCCUGGCAGCUGGUGACAGGGGUUUAUAUGAGGACUGCAGCAGCUGUUUCCAAGCGAUGGGGAAGACCUCUUUUUUUCUAGGUGAAGUAGGCAAUGCUGCCAAGAUGAUGCUGAUUGUGAACAUGGUCCAAGGCAGCUUCAUGGCAACGAUAGCAGAAGGACUGACUUUGGCUCAAGUGACUGGCCAGUCCCAACAGACCCUUCUGGAUAUCCUCAAUCAGGGACAACUUGCCAGCAUCUUCCUGGACCAGAAGUGCCAAAAUAUCUUGCAAGGAAACUUCAAGCCUGAUUUCUACCUGAAAUACAUACAGAAGGAUCUUAGAUUAGCUAUUGCACUGGGCGAUUCUGUCAACCACCCGACUCCCAUGGCAGCUGCUGCCAACGAGGUCUAUAAACGAGCAAAAGCAUUGGACCAAUCAGACAACGACAUGUCUGCAGUGUACAGGGCCUACAUCCACUAGGCUGCAGCAUUCUUACUGUUAAUACUAUGAUUAUUGAUUAAUAUUAUGAUACUGGGUUUUAACUUCGGACCAGUCCAUCUCUGUCUCUCCAUUUCCUUUUAUAAACAGACUUUGAGAUCUGCCACGGAGGCAGCUGCUGCAGUGAGCCUUCCCUGGUAGCAGAAGGGGGGGGAGGAGAGGGCUCGGAUUGUUGCAGUCUAAUUAGAAAAAUCCAUGCCAUGCACUGACAGUCAUGGAACAGAACAGUGGCGGCUUGUUCAGAAGCUCUGAGGCAACUCUGCCAGAAAUCUGCUGCUUGGCUGCUUUUAUUUUCCUCUUUGUAUGCUUGUCCAAGAUGCUGUUUCUAA
Merops nubicus (carmine bee-eater) is the source of this 1971-nucleotide messenger RNA. RefSeq names its product glyoxylate reductase 1 homolog (Arabidopsis) (gene GLYR1). The record is from RefSeq and is a predicted model, not a curated record. The annotation marks the transcript as partial. NCBI's taxonomy places the organism in Eukaryota, Metazoa, Chordata, Aves, Coraciiformes, Meropidae. Gene Ontology annotation, molecular function: NADP binding; oxidoreductase activity, acting on the CH-OH group of donors, NAD or NADP as acceptor; NAD binding. The transcript is spliced from 15 exons.